This is a messenger RNA of Phytophthora sojae, 210 nucleotides long. RefSeq lists its product as hypothetical. Gene Ontology annotation, molecular function: RNA-DNA hybrid ribonuclease activity; nucleic acid binding. The annotation marks the transcript as partial. NCBI's taxonomy places the organism in Eukaryota, Oomycota, Peronosporomycetes, Peronosporales, Peronosporaceae. The record is from RefSeq and is a predicted model, not a curated record. The transcript has a single exon.
AUUCACAUUCCUGGAGACAAUGCCCUGCUGAUAAGGGCGCUGGCUGCCAGAACGCCCCCGAAGUCCACAAGGCUACGAAUAUGGUUUAACAAGUACCGGCAGCUAGCAGACAAAGUCAGGGCGGCGUCAUGGACCUUGCUGCCCAGAACCGCCAACGCAAGCUCCCGCAGCUUAGCACAGUUGGCGACCGAAACAGAACAAACGAGCAUC